Messenger RNA from Perca flavescens (yellow perch), 5581 nucleotides. RefSeq names its product cingulin-like 1 (gene cgnl1). Lineage: Eukaryota; Metazoa; Chordata; Actinopteri; Perciformes; Percidae. The record is from RefSeq and is a predicted model, not a curated record. The transcript has 19 exons. Gene Ontology annotation, biological process: protein localization to cell-cell junction. Bases 253 to 4209 code for a protein of 1318 amino acids. Gene Ontology annotation, cellular component: myosin complex; bicellular tight junction.
UUUCAGGAGGCGGGGCGGCCCGCACGGUCGGGACGUCCUUCUGAAACUGUCCUGCUCUCUCACUCAGAAAACAACACAGAACUAGCUAGUUAAAUAAGUUUGGAAGAAGUGUCGGGGGCACUUUGCUCAACCCGUUUAUUUAUUUUUUAAACAAACUUUUAUAACCUGCGACAACUGAGCGAGAGAGAAAACCGACGCUGAGGUGGGCCACCUGAUCCAGGGAGAGGAAUUUAUUUUCCUUCUGCGUUCCUGAUGGAGUCAUACAGAGUGACUGGCAUUCCUAACAGCGGACCACAGCGGGGCAACACUCAGCCGUCCCGCCCCUCCAGGCCCCACAGUAAUGGAGCUGGUACAUACGGUCUCAGCAUCCGUGUCCAGGGUAUAGAUGGACACCCCUACGUAGUUCUCAACAACCAGGACAGGGGUCCUCAAUCCUUUAUCGACCCUAACAGUAAUGGGUACAUCGACACAGAGGGCUCUUUCAUUGAGAACUACCAGGAGUAUGAUUUCAAGGGAGAAAAGGUGGCUGGAUCCAACAGCCCCUUCAUGGAGUACAGGUCUCAGAAGACACAUUACACUGGCCCUGAAAAUGGCAUAGCAGAUUCACAAGGAAAGAAACCGUCCUCCCUUCUAAACUUUCAGAAGCACCCUGAGUUACUGCAGCCGUAUGAUCCGGAGAACAACUCCCUGAACCUUGACACUUUCCACAACCUGCCUUCAAUGCCUCUGGCUGGGACUGGGAACCAACACCAGAGUUCCUCUUCCAAAUCUGCUGCACCUGCACCAUCCAACGCCAAGUCAUCAAGCCUGGACCGGAAUAAAGCUCCUGCGCAGCAAGAAAAAGGGCAACUUCCAUCACAUAGCCGGAGUGAGACAGCCAUUCCAAAGCCAAAGUCACAGCCCCAGUCUUUGCCUCCAGCCCAGCUCGCUCAGCCUCAGAUCAGGCCACAAUCACAAGUGGCUCAGCCGCAGUCCAACCAUCGUCUUGCCAACGUGAAUCCGCCUCUGUCCAGGUUAGGCUCUAAAACUCAGCAGCAACCAGUGCCUUCAGACCAGCCUCAGCCCUCCACCUUGUCGAGUCCUACAAGUGAGCAGAGCAAGACAUCGUGCCGAUCCCCCACUUCUAUGAGCAGCGCCAACUCCAGCCUCGAGCGCAGCCGCCGUGAGCCUGAUGUCCUUCCUCUUCGCAGGACCGACUCCAGUGGUCCAGUUCUUCAGUCCUCAUCCCGUUCCCGCCACUCCUCCUCAUCUUCCACCUCUAAGGCUCUGGUGGACGAACAGAUGGAUGCCCUGUACGCGGACACCAUCAACCGUCACGAGAAUCGCCGCUACAUCCCUUUCCUCCCAGGUUCAGGCAGAGACAUUGACACAGGUUCCAUUCCUGGUGUUGAUGAGCUCAUUGAGAAGUUUGAUGGCAAAGAUGGCAGCCACCAGCGCAGGGGCAGGGCGGGGCGCAGGAACAGGAUCAAUCCCGAGGACAGGAAGCGCUCCCGCAGUGUGGAUAGCGCCUUCGGCCUGCCAGAUGGCUCUAGCUACGUGGACGGGUUUAGCAGCCAGAGAGGCACAUCAAAGGAGCAGGUUCUGCGUCCCUCACAGCUACGGCUGCAGAAAACAGCCAGCGGUCAGGACUCCUGGCUCACGGCUGUAGAUGGUAAGGCUACAACUUGUGUCAAGAGUGCGCCCGGCUCCCCACAGAGCACCAUCUCUAAAGGUGUCGGCGCCAUACAGGGUUACAAAAAGCCACAGACUCGCACCUCUGCGCUACCAUUCAAGAGUAAGGAGAGCAAGGACAGUGCCUCCUCAGCUGGAAAUGUUUCGACAACAUCGCUGUCAACAUCGCUAUCCAAGCCUACUUCCACCGGAGACAAAAAGCCCAGUACAGAGGCAGAUGUUCAGGCAACACCUGAUCUUCUGAAAGGUCAACGGGAGCUUUCACAACAAACCCACGAAGAGACCGCAAAACUAAUUCUGUUCAAUUACCUCAAGGAUGGAAGCAGCGAUAAUGAUGAAACGACGAAGAGAAAGGUCAACCUUGUCUUUGAGAAGAUACAGACGUUGAAGUCUCGAGCCACGGCUAGUGCACAAGGCGACAACAAACCCCUUGACUUUGCUGCGCAGACCAAAGCUCUGAAGGAGCAAAAUGAUGAACUGGGGAAAGAAAUGGCCGAACUGAAGAGACAACUUGAGGACCAAACCACGAAGAAUCAGGCGGACAAGAGGAAAGUAGCAGGUUUGAAGGAGCUGCAGCAGGAGCUGGAGCGGAGUGCAGAGGAGUGCAAGCGUCUGAAGGAAAAACUAGCUAAAACAGAGGUCGAGCUCCAGACCACAGUGGAAGAGCUGUUCCAGGUGAAGAUGGAGAGGGAGCAACACCAGACUGAGAUCAGAGACCUGCAGGACCAGCUGUCGGAGAUGCAUGACGAGCUCGACUUAGCCAAGAAGUCAGCUGCAGAUGGAGAAAAAGACAUCAUCAUGGCGGACAUGAUGCAACUGAAGAUGGAGAUGCAGGAAGUUUUCCUGGCCAAGGAGGAGCAGGAGGAGGUGCUGAGGAGGAGAGAGAGGGAGCUGACAGCUCUGAAAGGAGCCCUAAAGGAGGAAGUGGCCGCUCAUGACCAGGAGGUAGACAAGAUGAGGGACCAGUAUGAAAAAGAAAUAAGCAGGCUGCAGACAUCUUUGGUGGAGGCCAAGCAGAGCAGCGCAGCAGUGGUCCGUGAGAAGGCUGAAGUGGAGGCAGCCAAGGGUGCAGUGGAGGGCCAAGCAGGACGGCUGACCCAGGAGGCCGAGCGGCUGCGCAAGCGGGCACAAGAGCUGGAAAAUGAGGUGGCCAAACUCAACCGCAUCAUCGAUGAUGCCAAGCUACAGGAGAGCAGGCAGGGGGAAAGAGCUGGCCGAUUGGAGAGAGAGAAAAAGCAAUUGGAAGAAUCUUUGGCUGAAAUUAAGGAGCAAGAAGAGGAGAUGUCGCGUGCCAAUCGAGCGUUGACUAUUCGGUUGGAGGAUGUGCAGAGGAUCUUUUCCAAACUGAGCACUGAGCACAAGGAGUUGGAGGAGAGGUUACAAGAAGAGAGGACUCAGAAGGAGCAGUUCAAGCACAUGAAGAAUGACAUGGAGGAUGAGAGGAGACUGCUGGACCGCACAGUGGAGAAACUUCAGAAGGAGAUGAAUGAUAUUGUGGUGGCGUCCCAGUCAUCCACUCUGGAGCUCCAGGAACAGAUUGAUAUUUAUAAAGAGAAUAACCGUAGGGAGCUGACGGAUCUGCAGAGGCUUUUGAAGGAGCGAGGACAGGAGCUGGAGAAGUGCCUACUGGCUACCAACACCCUGCAAGAAGAGUUGUCACGUCGGGAGGAGGACCUGCGGCAGUGUCAGAGGGAACGAGACGAAGCCGUGCUCAGGGUGACGACGCUGGAGAAAAAGGUUCAUGAUCUGGAGGUGGAGGCUGAGACAAAGGCCCACGCUAAAGACGAAAAAGUUCGACGCGUCAAACUCAUGGAGGACAGGGUCGCUCAGCUGGAGUUGGACCUGGAUGAGGAGCGUCAGAGUGGAGACCAGCUGAUGGACAGGAUAGACCGAGGGAGAGAGCAGGUGGAGCAGAUGAGGAAUGAACUCCUGCAGGAGAGGGCUAGCAGACAGGACCUGGAGUGUGACAAGAUGGCUCUGGAGAGACAGACCAAAGACCUGAAGAGCAGAGUGGCUUAUUUAGAAGGCUCCCAAAAGUCCAAUAAAGAGGGCCUGGUAACCCAGCUGGAGGAUCGCAUACAGGAGCUGGAGGGGAGACUGGAGGGGGAGGAAAGGGAGCGUGCCAACCUGCAGCUGGUGAACCGCAGGCUAGAAAGGAAGGUUAAAGAGAUGAUGAUGCAAGGUGAAGAAGAACAAAACUCAUUGCAAGAUCAAAAGGACCAAUUGAAUCUGCGUCUAAAGGCCUUGAAACGGCAGAUGGACGAGGCCGAGGAGGAGAUCGACCGACUGGAGCACAGCAAGAAGAAGCUGCAGAGAGACCUGGAUGAGCAACAGGAGGCCAAUGAGCAGCUCCACGGCCAGCUCAAAGCUCUGCAAAAUGAGAUCAGGCGUAAGAGCACCUCAGCACCGCUGCUCAACACCCUGGACGACGACGAGGAUGACGACAUCAGCACCGACGGGGAGACGUACUUCAGCUCAUCACUGGGGUACAAGCGCUCCUCAAGUCAGGACAACAUCUUGUCCACCUUCACUUUGUGAACAAACGGGACGGGAGGUGGAUGAUAAAGCUGCUUUAUUAUACAUCACUGUUGGACCAAACAGCUGGAGAGCUGUGCUACAUGCUUUUUGAAAAGACUACACCCAAAUAUCUGUGUGGUUCAAUCUCGAUGUCCUUAAAUUCAAUCAGUAUUAUUUGAGCAGCUCUGAGAUGAAUAGAUUAAAUCAUAAAAGUGUUGAUGUUUUAGCCUGUCCCAUGGAAAAUAAAUGUAUAUACUUUUUAAUUUGGUAAUUUUACAUUCCCACAUGAAGUCUUAUGUAAAUGUUUCAGUUCUUUUCUGUGUGGAGCUUUGUUAACAAAUGCAUUACACAUGAUUAUCCUAGCAUUAGUAAACUUAAAAACGCACUCUUUAAUUCACUGUAAAACAAUGCAACCAGUACUGCCUUUGUGAACAAUAUGAGGUGAUUAAUCCUCACUGUUUUAUACCUAUCAAAUAUGUUAAAUGUACUUGCAGUAUCUGAUUAUUAAGUUCUAUAUCAUUCCAUAAAAAAAAAAAACUUUACAUUUUAUGAUUGAAGAUUAUAUCUGAGUAUAUGAAGUGACCAGUGCCAGGAUGUUUUUUAAUUUUAAUUUUUUUAUUUAUUCACGGUUGAAUACACAAGAUCCUGGCUCAGUGAGGGUUUUAGGGAACAGUUAAUGAGGGACUUUGUACACAUUUUUUAGACCGCUUUAUAUGGUUUGAUAUGAAUAAUAGAUCCAUUAAAAUAUUAUCAACAGGCGUUUGUUGGAAUUUUAUCGCAUAAGUUACUCCAAAUAUUCGUGAGUGACACCACAGUAUUGCUUUUACUUAUCUACUGGUAAAGGCUGCUUAAUGCAAUCAUGUGUGAUAAAACCUAAAUUAACUUUAUUUAGUCUUUUCUGUGAUUAUUGAUUCUGAAUCAGACUUGUAGCAGUCACCGCACCAAACAAAGAUACACAUAUCGAAACAAUUUCAUCACUGAAGAUAUUAUAUUAGAAACACGUUUAUUUAACUUCUAUCUCUGGUAGUGAUUUCUCUCCUGAAUGGGGUAGUGUUGAUAACUGGACAUGGUUUAAAUCUUUUUGUUUAACCUCGUGUGUGUUUGAAUUGGGCCACUGCACAUAAAGCCUUGCAAUGCCUUGUACGUGUGCUCUAAUUUUCCUUGAGCUCAAUGAGGGAAUUUCUUCAGAUGAGAAACUGAAUUUUGAUGUUUUGCUACACUGUGAUGAUUUGCACUCUCUGUUGGCUCUGCAUGGAAUAUAAGUCUGACAUAUAAGUCUGACACCUGUGGAGGGAGAGUGGAUGGAGACAAAUUGCUGCCACUACCUCUCUGUACACAUGUAUGUUCAUAAAUCCUGCUGAGACUAAAAUAAAGUUACUUCCAGUUACUCUUA